AGAAUUGGGGGGCAGGUAUCAAUGGGAGCUCUUAGCUUGUAGCCUGGACUUCAUUUCAGCAGAGAUUGAUGAAUCACUUUACUUUUCUUCAGAUUGUUUUAUAAAGUGGGAGUGGUUCGAGGGGCGUGCAUGGGAUUUUUAUCUGCUCUUAACACAGAAUCCUCAGUAAACAAUAUAUGUGGAAAUUGUUGGAGUGGGACCUAGGGACUUCAUUCUGCACCAUGAGAAUGGAUCAGGGACAGAAUGGAGACGAAGACACUACCCUGGAACUAGAAUCAGAGCCUGAAAGUCCUUUAGCACCGCCUGCAGAUCUGUUAGAGCCACUGGGUCAUUAUGAGUGGACUUUCCAAGAUCUUGGAAGAAAAAAAUUAGUUCCGCCUCCAGAGGUAAUGCAAAAGUUUAGCGAACAGAGAAACAACCCAGUGUUUCUGCAAUGCAGGAUCCCAAGAAUGACAGAUGACAUGGCCAGAAAUGCGCUCUUCAGCUUUGUCAAUUCCAAAUGUUGCUAUGGCAACAGAGCUGCAGGAGAGCUUGUCAUUCAGGAAAUGAAGCCGCAAACGUUGUACAGGUAUCGGCUGGAAACCUUUACUGAAACAAGAUUAUGUGGAUGGACUUUUGAGCCUUAUACCAAUAUUUUGGUAGAUGGGCCACAAAAUGGUGCAUCUCCUCAACCAUGGGAUAUUAAAGUCCAAGUUCCACAGAUGUUUCAGGAAGAUACAAAAAAGUUUCGCAUUCCUCACUCUUCUUUAGUAAAGGAAUGCCACAAGUGUCAUGGUCGUGGCCGAUACAAAUGCAGUGGGUGUCAUGGUGCCGGCAGAAUGAGGUGUGUGACAUGCAGUGGAGCCAGACAUAAAGCAAAAGCAAAACACCUGAAACAUCAAAAGCGAUGCCAGAUGUGUUCAGGUAGUGGACGUAAGAGGUGCAGCACCUGUUCUGGAAGAGGCAGCAAAACCUGCACGACGUGCCAUGGAGAGAAAAAAUUGCUACACUACAUCCAGCUAACAAUAACUUGGAAGAACAAUGUAUAUGAAUUCAUUUAUGAGAAUCAGUUGAACUUUCCCAGAGAACUACUCAGUAAAGUUACAGGAGAUAACAUAUUUAAAGAUGAGAAUGCUGUGGUGUACCCCCUUCUUGACUUCCCUUACCCUGAGAUCUCUCUGGCAUCUGAAAGAGCUAUUGCAGAGCACAGGGCCACAUUCACCAACACAUCCCGCAUUCUGCAACAGCGGCAGACGAUAGAGCUAAUUCCAGUCACUGAAGUCCACUACCAGUAUGCUGAGAAGACAUACAUGUAUUAUGUCUAUGGAAUGGAGAACAAGGUCCAUGCCCUGGACUAUCCAGAGAGGUAUUGCUGUGGCUGUACCAUCAUCUGACAGUGGGACACUUUGCAAGGAGGAUUCCUAGUACGAAGCAAGCUGUUCUUCUUGCUUAAUUAUCCAUGAGUGUCUGUGGGUGCAAAUCAAUUCAUCUUUUUACUCAUUUGUAGCCCCGUCUUAUUUUGCUUGCCCACAGUGGCCACCAAAAGACAUAGCGAUUAUUAUAACCUAAUUGUAUUUAUGCUACAGUUUCAGCCAUUAUUAAUACUGUUCCUCUUGGGAUCUAAGCUUCUGGUAAAUAUAUUGUAUAGAUGGAGAAAUUGGGUGGGGGAGUGAUGGAACUUGGAAGAACUCCAGGAAAAAAAAAUAUAUAUGUUGGAAUAAACUAUGGAGGUGAAAAAGCACUUAAACGGAAUACAGUGGGUAAAAAUAUAAGAGGGUGCUGGAUCAGGCCAAUGGUCUGGCUGACAAUGACCAACCAUAGGCCCUGGAAGCAGGAGCCAAGUGCAACAGCACUCUUUCCAUCUGUGAUUCCCAGCAACUGGUAUUCAAAGGCAUAUUGCCUGCAGUAAUGGAGGUAGACCAUAGCCAUCAUGACUGGUAUCCAUUGAGGGCUGUAUGAUCUUGGUGGUGUCCAAUUAAGUCAUACUCAGUAUAGGCCCAAUGAAACCAAGGGACUUAAGUCCACUGAUUUCAGUGGGUCUACUCAGACCUGUAUGCCAUCCGAUAUGUUGAUUGCAAGGAUUUGAAAUUUAGAUUCUUCCAUUUGAUUUGGGAUCACUGGUGGGCAAGGCCAAAGAAGUUUGCUAGAUCUUGCUCAGAUGCUUAUUAAAAUAUAUGGAAUUAUGUAGCACUUACCUUGGAGGGACUCAAAUGCAAGCUGGACUUUAAAAGAUGUUACCUUAGCAGAGUGCAUUACACUGUGUGGAAUAUAUUUUUGUAUGAGUAUAUUUGUAUUUUUUUGGUAUGAGUAUAUAUAUUUUUCUUAUGCUUCAAAUCACACUAGAUUAAUGGUCGGGCUACAGUACUGGGCAGAAUGGGAACAUCAUUAGGUCUACAUUUCAAAAAGUGAAAAUUCGGACACAAAAGUAGUUAAGCUU
Molecule: messenger RNA, 2416 nt
Organism: Lacerta agilis (Sand lizard)
Lineage: Eukaryota; Metazoa; Chordata; Lepidosauria; Squamata; Lacertidae
Product: protein SSUH2 homolog
Exons: 12
Coding region: 177-1373 (398 amino acids)
Molecular function (GO): heat shock protein binding
Source: RefSeq, a predicted model, not a curated record